This is a messenger RNA of Penicillium macrosclerotiorum, 1071 nucleotides long. Its product is annotated as ankyrin repeat domain-containing protein. Gene Ontology annotation, molecular function: protein binding. The record is from RefSeq and is a predicted model, not a curated record. NCBI's taxonomy places the organism in Eukaryota, Fungi, Ascomycota, Eurotiomycetes, Eurotiales, Aspergillaceae. The transcript has a single exon. The coding region runs from base 1 to 1071 and encodes 356 amino acids. Gene Ontology annotation, cellular component: nucleus; cytoplasm.
AUGCCAUCGCAAGAGCAAAUUCGGAGGGACUUGAUGAUGAAAGCACGUCAACAACAAAUGGUGAUGAGGGCGAGGCAGCAACGGGAAGCUGCUGCCGCGAGUCAAAGUGCCCAGUCGUGUUCCAUGGCAAUGGGCUCCCACUAUGAUGAUAUACCUAUACUCGAGGCAGAGGAUUUGGACCAUAUAUUGCCCGAGCCCCCAUCCUUUUUGACAUUUGACUCUGUUUGCCAAAGGGGUGUCGUAUCUGCAAUCGAGGAAAUCGUGUCCUCGCAAAGUCGGACACCGGCUUUCCUUCACCGAGGUCUGCUAAUCGCUCUUCGAGUCGGAAACGUCGACGCUGCUCGCUAUCUUCUUGAAAAUGGUGCACCUAUCGUCCGACAAACCCCAGAAAUUAUUCUCAAGGCACCACUCCACCAGCGCAUUGCCCUUUUCGAGCUCCUUGCUGCUCACGGCUGGACUCCGAAUACCCCGGGAUACUACGGUGCUGUACUCCUUCCAAGGGUACUUGGGAACUUGCCCUUACUGUCAUGGUUUCUGGAACACGGCGCGAAUCCCAAUCUAGGCACACAGAAAGACUUUCGUGACCGGCAUGGUAGCUCUGACACUGAAUCUUGCAAUGCUCUCGAGUUCGCUGCGGCGCAUCAUAGUUUCGAAAGCGUGCAGAUGCUUUUGAAUGCCGGCGCAAGGAUUCAAAAUGGAGCACCUUUGCACUUCGCUGCUGGAGUAUGUCCCCCGGGAGCAAAUCCUCAUACCGGCCGGGUAGAGCCAAGCAAGGAGUUUGACACGGAUCGAAUUCCUGUGAUGCGCCUUUUAGUGGAGUAUGGGGCUGAUGUGAACUACAAGAUUGAAACACGGCAUAUGAAGCCUCAAUAUGCGCUUGUCUACGCAGUAAUGGCCGGAGCGAUGGAGCGUGUCAAGUGGCUCCUCAAAGAAGGAGCUGAUCCAUUUGUGAAGGGCCGUUUUCCCAGUGCGGUGUCCUACGCUUCGUUCUGGGGCGAAGAAAUGGAGAGAGUUAUCCAGGAAGGUAUUGCGGAGAGGCAUGAAGCAGCUAUUCAAGCAUUGCGAACUUAA